AUGAGAGAAAGAAUCUGCCCCAGAUUAUUAAAGUCUUCAAAGCCAGAAGUGUGAUGUCAUGGCUUCGGAAACUUCUGAUUGGUUAAUUGACACGUUUGAGUUAAUUGGAGUCACACCUGUGGAUGGAUUUUAAGGCCACACCUGGAACACUCUGCUUUCUGGAUCGACACGAUGGGAAAGUCAAAGUAAAUCAGAAAAGAUAUCAGGAAGUGAAUCACGGAGCAACACCAGGGCGGUUCUUCCUGGGGGACAGAAGAUGGCGCCGUGUUCAGCAGUAAAGCGCCGUGGAGUCGCGGUAAAGCGCUGGAAUUGUAGUAAAACUUUGGAGUUGCAGUAAAGUGCUGGAAUUGUAGUAAAACUUUGGGGUUGCUGUAAAGUGCCUUAGAGUCGCUGUAAAGCGACAUGCCGUUGCAGGUUCUGGCCCUGUAAGUACUGGGAGUUCAGAGGUUGUCGUCGGGCUGUGAGUGCAGCUGCUCAGAGAUCUUCACACCCGGACUGAUGACGGACGGGAGACGAGCCGAGCCGCUGACGGAACACAAAGAAUGUCUCAGUCCGACAUCCACAGCAGCUGGAGAGGACAAAGCGCCACUCUGACUGAAGAGACGGGGAGAGAUCGGCCACAGCAGCAGGCUGCCAGUCACUUCACCAUUUCAGGAGCUGCUGUUUGUGUUUGCGGAAACAGAAAAGAGAAUCCCAGAACCGUCUCGUCUGUCUGGAUCUCUGUCAAAAUGAAAGUUGGAGUGAAGCGACCUCACCUGUUCUCAGCAGAGUCACGUCUGCAGAUGACCUUUGAGGCGUCGAGCAGCGUGACCCUGCUGUUCGACUUCUGGAACGUUCAUGGCCCUGCAGGCAUGGUGCUGUCGGUGUUCAUCGUCCUGCUGCUGACCGUCGUCUUUGAAAUCCUCAAAGUGUGGCGGGUUUGGCUGAGCAGCGGCUCCCGGCUGGCCCAGCCUCCGUCGGCGUACGCCGCCGCGCCGUCCGGCCGCACGGAGAGCAGCUCCGCGCUGAACGCCAGCCCCUCCGAGUCCUCGCUCACCCCCACAGAGACCCAGCCGCCCAGGAACAGCUGGCUGCUGCACGUCAUCCAGACGUGCCUCCACGUCCUGCAGGUGACGCUCGGCUACAUGCUGAUGCUCUGCGUCAUGUCCUACAACGUCUGGAUCUUCCUGGGCGUCGUCCUCGGCUCCGCCCUCGGCUAUUACGUUGCCUUCCCUCUGCUGGGCCAGAUGUCUCUGUACGGCCGGGUCCGGCACUGAACAGGUGAACGCGGCGAUGAAAAGCCACUUUCUCUUGACUCCACUGCAUCAGCGCAGAGAGCUGCCUCACAAUGACUUGCAGAAACUCACUUGGACCUGGAAACCAGAACCGCAGGAGCUGACCAGGAAGUGUUUAUCAGGCCAGAGUGGACGUGAGCACAAAUAAUGUGGUUUGUCUGGCUGCAGGGCUGAUGGGUUGUUCUGUUAAAACAUAUCAUGUCAGGAGGUGUGUGUGUGUGUGUGUGUGUGUGUGUGCGUGUGUGUGUGUGUGUGUGUGAAUAAAAACAGCUUCUCCUCUCUGCCUCUCUGUUUUGGAAAUAAAAGCUAAUGUCUGCAAUCCUUAUAGUUGGUGCUGUUGUUGUCCAAACGUUUCGUCCUGAAGGCCAAAACUGGCUAAUUUAAACAACAUGCAGGCCACUUUUUCACUAAAUUAAAAAUGCAAAAAGUAAUCAUGUUUUUGUUCUACCUGCUUAACAAUAAACUAAAUUUACAUCCACAACACAAAUGACCUUCAGGCUUUUGACUUAUUAAAAGAAAAACAAACAAUUUACAAUUUUUUGGGGUCAUUGAUUGUUUUCUAUUCCAUUGGCCAAAUAGUUGCCAUCCUUCACUGGUGACCAGGAGCCAAACAAAAUCAUUUCAAGGGUCACAAAUGGCCCCCGGGCCACACUUUGGACACCCAUGCACUAUAGUAAAGCUUCAACACUUUGGUCAGAAAUCUGCCUCUUUCAACAGAUUGUUUACAAAGCAGAUACUUUUUGUGUUUUUGGUUUUUGUGCGUGUUGCAGAUUUUCAGUGAACUCAACUGAAGUGUCCUGCUAAUUGAGGAAACAUUUUUAGUCUGGAAACUCCUCUGAUGAGUCACUUUGGCCAUCAGCAGUCACAUGCUCCAUUUUGUUUUGUUUUUUUUGUCCGUCACAAACUGCUGUUGCCUUGAAGCCGUUUGUUUUUGCUUGAAAUGAAAAACUUUUUACAACCCGUAUCUUCAAAAGCUUGUGAUCAGUGUUUGUGAUUCUAUAUUUGUGGUUUUGUUUGAAUCAAAAAUAAAGAUUAAAGCUACUGAA
Poecilia latipinna (sailfin molly) is the source of this 2320-nucleotide messenger RNA. It is a transcript of the gene slc31a2, whose product is annotated as solute carrier family 31 member 2. Gene Ontology annotation, molecular function: copper ion transmembrane transporter activity. Gene Ontology annotation, biological process: copper ion transmembrane transport. The transcript is spliced from 4 exons. The record is from RefSeq and is a predicted model, not a curated record. Gene Ontology annotation, cellular component: membrane. NCBI's taxonomy places the organism in Eukaryota, Metazoa, Chordata, Actinopteri, Cyprinodontiformes, Poeciliidae. Bases 543 to 1256 code for a protein of 237 amino acids.